ACAUCUGUCUCUCGGCCAACCGAGUUAUUCUUGUCACUUUACAGCACAUUUAAGUUUACUUAGCCAGGCAAUCGCUAAGCGCAUUUUAUGGCGUUACUAGGUAGCUUUUCUCGUAAGUGUAAUAGGCAGUGACGCGUCAGAGUUAUUGGCAUUUUGGGGCAGCUUGAUACGGCGCGCCUCCUCCUUCUCGUUCAUUUCCUGAUCUCUCGCAUAUUUUCCAUUCUGAGGAUCCUUUGAUUUUGCAUUCGUCCAAGGGCCCAUUUUCCACAAGCAACAUGUAUCAAGCGGCACGCAAAGUGUUUUUUUCCGAAGCUCUCUGCUUGAGCGACUCGACUGCAAAGUCCUACGAAGAACUCUUCGCGAAGCUGGACACCAACAAGGAUGGGAUAGUGGAUGUGUCGGAGCUGAAAGCAGGCCUUUCCUCUAUGGGCAUAUCUCUCGGAAAAGGCGCCGCGCAGAAAAUUGUGACAUCUGGAGACUCUGAUGGAAAUGCAGGGCUGGACCUGGACGAGUUUUCCAAGUACCUGAAGGAGCAUGAGAAGAAACUCAAGCUGACCUUCAAGAGUUUAGAUAAGAACAAUGAUGGCCGCAUUGACUACAAGGAGAUCAAACAGUCUCUGUCAGACCUGGGCGUGGGGGUGUCAGAGGAGAUGGCCCAGAAGAUUCUCCAGAGUAUUGACGUUGAUGGCACCAUGACAGUGGACUGGAGUGAAUGGAAAGAGCAUUUCCUCUUUAGUGCUGCAUCAGACUUACAAGAGAUCAUACGCUACUGGAAGCACUCCACGGUGCUGGACAUAGGAGACAGUCUCACCAUCCCGGAUGAGUUCACAGAGGAGGAGAAGACCACGGGUGUGUGGUGGAGACAGCUGGCUGCCGGGGCGAUGGCAGGGGCUGUCUCUCGUACAGGCACAGCACCACUGGAUAGAAUGAAGGUGUUCAUGCAGGUGCACGGCUCUACGUCCAACAAGAUCAGUCUGGUGGGCGGCUUCAAACAGAUGAUUAAGGAGGGGGGCAUGACCUCACUGUGGAGGGGCAACGGGGUCAACGUCCUCAAGAUUGCCCCAGAGACCGCCAUCAAGUUCAUGGCCUAUGAGCAGUAUAAGAAGAUGCUGGGCCAGGAGUCAGGGAAGGUGAAGCCCCAUGAGAGGUUCAUUGCCGGAUCUCUGGCUGGAGCCACCGCCCAGACUGCUAUCUACCCCAUGGAGGUGAUGAAGACUCGUCUGACCCUGAGGAAGACUGGCCAGUACUCAGGGAUGUUUGAUUGUGCCAAGAAGAUCUUGAAGAAGGAGGGUGUGAAGGCCUUCUUCAAGGGCUACAUCCCCAACAUCCUGGGCAUCAUCCCCUAUGCUGGCAUAGACCUGGCUGUCUAUGAGAGUCUAAAGAAUGCCUGGCUCGCCCGCUACGCCAAAGACACGGCAAACCCCGGUAUUCUGGUGCUGCUGGGCUGCGGCACCAUCUCAAGCACAUGCGGUCAGCUGGCCAGUUACCCACUGGCACUCGUCCGCACACGCAUGCAGGCACAGGCAUCCAUAGAGGGCUCGGAGCAGGUGAACAUGACCAAGCUGGUGAAGAAAAUCGUGGAGAAGGAAGGCAUGUUAGGCCUAUACCGCGGAAUCCUGCCCAACUUCAUGAAAGUCAUCCCUGCUGUCAGCAUCAGCUACGUGGUGUACGAGUACAUGAAAUCCGGCCUAGGCAUUUCCAAGUGAAGACACCUCGUGUUUACGCAUGUUUCUAUGUGUGUGUGUGGGUGUGUGGUUGCGCACGCGUUUUGUGUGUAUAAGCAUUUCAAUUCAAGUCAGGUCAUUACCAACCCUGCACGCCUAGCCCAUGACACCAAAGUCAACCUGAGAGUCCACAUUGUUUACUGCACUUUCACUAUUAUAAUCCAAAACUACACUUUUCCAUUCAGACCUGCAUUGCAAAGGGUGCCGUCAAGACAUGUACUUACAGGCUGGGUUGUUGCAAUGGUAUCUUGAGAUUUAAUUUGACCAUAAAAGCACCAAAUGUAUUUACACACUAUUUUUUAUUUCUUAAAUCUAGUUUACACGAACCACAAAACAGUAAUUUCUGGUAAUACCAUAGAAGUUCAUUCCUGAUGAGGUCUCGGUUGGUUUGCAUAGAAAUCAUCACUCAUCCCAGAUACAGAUACAUCAGGGAUACCUGACUAGACCAGUCCUCUUGCGUCCACUGUGUUGUCUUCUAACGAAACAUGAAGACCCUUCAGAUGUGGCUGUAUCGUCUCUAGCUCUAGUGGUUCAUGUAGACACAGAUCAGCUGCAUAUAAGCAUCAACAGCUGAGUGUUUGCUCAGGGAAAACUCUACAUAAAAAUGACACAAAUCAACUAGGAGAUCAUGUAACAUGCAACAUAUGAGGAGAUCUGCUGGAGAAUGACAAUGUCUACUGACACCUUAUUGGAGAUUAUGACAUAGCUGUAAGCAAUAGUCAAAUAGUUUUUCUCUGUGAAGUACCAUAAAGCAUAAAUAUAAUGCAAUUUGUUGUAAUGGUGCUAUAACUCUAUGCACUGUAUUGUGUGUUCAAACUUCUUUUGUAAAAAAAAAAUGGCUGUCAUCAAGUCUUUUUGCAGGGCAUCUCCUCGCUCUGGUAACUAGCCGUACACUCACUCUGAAAGUUCUGUUCUGUUUCAUGUACAUUAUUUGAAGGAUGGUGGCAUUACGGAUAUUUGAAAACACUGAGCCAGCCUUUCUCGGUCAGGUUACUGAAAGUCCACUGUGUGGUACUUCUGUGUGUAUGUGGAUGAAGGAGGUUAACUUGCAGUCGUAAUUUGCAGUUUAUAUACUGUAUUUAACGUAAUGAUUUAUUUUACCAGCACAGGAAUUAGACACAAUAGACUAAUUCACUUUAUUGGUCGGGUAUGCUGGGAUGGAUGUUGAUUAUAGGUAUUAGUUCGUACACUCAAGCCCACACAAUGUUUUUGGUGACCUGACGGGAAAGCAUUGCUCUGAAAGGUUGUUUUGUGUCUUUAAGCAGAGAGGAUAUGGAGAAUGUGCCUUAUCAUGGGAUGUGUUCAGAUCUAUGGUUUCAGUAAUGACCCCGUUUGCCUUUUUUCCAAAGUUUUGUUAAGUUAGCGACACCUGUUUACAUUAAAAGGAUGUAUUUUUAAUAAUG
Molecule: messenger RNA, 3127 nt
Organism: Clupea harengus (Atlantic herring)
Lineage: Eukaryota; Metazoa; Chordata; Actinopteri; Clupeiformes; Clupeidae
Gene: slc25a24
Product: solute carrier family 25 member 24
Biological process (GO): transmembrane transport
Cellular component (GO): mitochondrial inner membrane
Molecular function (GO): calcium ion binding
Source: RefSeq, a predicted model, not a curated record